Messenger RNA from Stegastes partitus (bicolor damselfish), 1875 nucleotides. Its product is annotated as neuropeptide FF receptor 1-like. Gene Ontology annotation, cellular component: plasma membrane. Gene Ontology annotation, biological process: G protein-coupled receptor signaling pathway. The record is from RefSeq and is a predicted model, not a curated record. The coding region runs from base 1 to 1875 and encodes 624 amino acids. The transcript has 2 exons. Gene Ontology annotation, molecular function: G protein-coupled receptor activity. Lineage: Eukaryota; Metazoa; Chordata; Actinopteri; Pomacentridae.
AUGGAUCGUUCCCAGGACCAGCCGUCAGACUGGAGCUCAGUUCAGUCCAGCUUCUCCCCACUGAUGCAGUACGCCGGCUCUGAGAAAAAACUCAACCACACCUACAGCUUCCACAGCGCUCUGAUGCUGCCAUCUACUUUCAGUUCUCCAACUGCCUCUCUCCAUCAGCCUCUGCCCUCUCCACUGCCCUCCACCCUUGGUCCAUACUCCUCCCUCAUCUCCUUCCCUUUUUUCUCCACCACCUCCUCCUCCUCCUCAACCUUUAGGCAGCCAUCCAGCUCCUCCUUUCCUUUGUCUCUUUCCAACUUUUCUUCCAAUGACUUGGCAAACCUGGAGAGCAUGCUGCUCUGGACCAUCCAUGAGCCCAGCACCAUUGCUUUGACCAUCAUGUACUGCCUGUCUUUCAUUUUGGGGUUCAUUGGGAAUUUAAUGUCGUUGCGAGUCCUCACCAGCAGGCGCAGUCGGCGGCUAGCCAGCGUCAGCGCUACACGCAGUCUCCUGGUGAACCUGGCAGUGUGUGACCUGGCUGUGGUGUGCGUGUGCAUGCCCAUCACUCUGGGAAACCAGAUCUACACUGCCUGGGUCUACGGUGACCUCUUGUGUCGAGCCGUGCCCUUUACUCAGGCCAUCUCGGUCUCAGCCAGCGUGCUAACGCUGACGGUGAUCAGCGUGAAUCGUUACUACAGUGUCCGAUCACCGCUGCGAGCUCGCUCCAUGUUUACCCGCCGCCGGAUCUUGGCAACCGUUGCUGUAGUGUGGAUAUUGUCUGCGAUGAUGUGCGCUCCAAUUGCAGUGAUGAACCAGCGACGAGAGAUCAGCUUUGAGACGUUCACCAUCUUGGUCUGUCAGGAGGCGUGGCCUCAGCAUCGCCUCAAACAAGGAUACAACGUGCUGCUGUUUGUGAUGCUCUACUGUUUGCCAGUGACCUUUAACCUCACCAUUGGGUUCCUGACCGGCAGGCGACUUUGGGGAGGGAGGAAAUCCACUUUUGCUGAUCUUGAUCCUCGCAGCCAAGCUCUUCACGCAUCACGCUUGAAGACGCGCCAGAAGAUCGCCAAGAUGGUGGUGUGUCUGGUGCUUUUGUUUGCAGUGUCCUGGUUGCCGCUUUACUUGACUGACCUCUGGAUUGACUGCCAGCAGACGCCUUCGUCAUGGCUCCUGCAGGCGCGACCAUUUGCUCAGUGGCUGGGCCUGACAAACUCUAGCCUCAACCCCAUCUGUUACUGCUUCAUUGGGGAUCUGUACCGCUCAGCGAAGGUCAUACGGACGCGAUACUACGAGAAAGUUGCUGCUCUCUUCAGCACCUCCUCAUUCACCAACUCAGCUGCAGUGGCGUCUCCUGCUGCAGUGAUUACAGACACCAAAGUGACUUCUGCUGAGCGGCACCAUAUUGCAGCUGCCGUGGCAGCAUCUGCAUCCAUGGUUACGAUUCCCCGGCUGCUGGGCUUGGCUCGAGGCCAGAGACUGGGCCAGAAGGUCGGAGACAGUUCAGACAGCCGAGCGGGAUCCGACCACAGCAUCUCGGAUUGGUGUCGGUCCAGUCCCAGUGUGUGCGACAGCACCUUGUUCCCCUGCCAGCUCAACACAUUCCAGCACUCCACACAAGGAGCAGAUUUCCUGCCAACGAGGAGACACUCUGUGAAUGAGAGCGCAGGAUCAUUACCUCUAGGAAUCAAGCCUGUGGAAAUAGACGUUCUGCCUCUGAGGAGGCAUUCGGGCGACAGAAUAUAUGGUCUGUCAGCUGAUAAGAGAGAGAUCAUUACCAUGAGCAGAGACACUUUCCCUCACACUGGGCAGCACAGAGGCAAAAUAUCACAAACCUACUCUCUGGUGGGGGACACGGAGGACGAAACAACCGACAUCACCAGUCUAUGA